Messenger RNA from Diabrotica virgifera virgifera (western corn rootworm), 17705 nucleotides. RefSeq names its product BAI1-associated protein 3. NCBI's taxonomy places the organism in Eukaryota, Metazoa, Arthropoda, Insecta, Coleoptera, Chrysomelidae. Bases 166 to 3969 code for a protein of 1267 amino acids. The transcript has 18 exons. The record is from RefSeq and is a predicted model, not a curated record.
UGUGUACGUCGCGACGGGAUGUGAUUGAGUGUUGCCUACUUUCCGCUUGUUGCGAUCGUCUCUACUACGAACUUGUUUAUAGCUUUAUCUUUCUCGAUUUUUGACAGAACACCAACAAAACAUUGAAUGUUUUAAGGUUUUGGAAUUUUCGUCAGCAACAACACCAUGAGUUUCCUGAAUUCCUUGCAGGAAUACGUGAGCAACAGUGUAGCAGGAUUGAGUCUAAAAAGUCCAAAGAGAUUUUCGCUCUCUCGAACCGAAACAGCGACCGAAGCUGCAGCUGUACCGUCGGGUUCCCGCAGCAACUCAGCAGAUGGCAACGCUCCAGGUUUUCCGAAAGUGAUACCUACUCCGGGUGCCGUGGCCCUCGUCCAACGUCGCAAAAGCAACCUGGAAUGUCCGAUUCCCGUGAGCCCUUCGCGUCGACCGGGCUCGUUUCGGCAAAAAUCACCGCGUGCUACUCCCGACAAGCAAAUCACUUUUUGCUGCAGAAGGACAAGUUGGCCGGAGGUUGACGUCAAUGUUAAAUCUGGAAUUCAAGAAACUGAUUGUUCGUACUUCGAAAGUUUUACCGCUCUAGCCUGGGAACAAGAAAACCAAAGAUUAAAUCUACUGAAACUGUCAGAUGCCUCAACAUCUGAAGCCCCAGUUCCCGAACCGGACCUGGGAAUUUCACCGAUUGACUAUAAUCUAUCUCACGACGAAAAGCAGAAACUUUAUGUCGAGAUGCUUUACACCAUCGCAAAUACGGUUGGAGCCCCUGCCCCGGGAGGUCAAUACGCACAUUUUAAAGAGGAUCUUUAUCUUUACGGGCAAAGGGCAUUCGGCAUGCCUCCUGAUAGGCACUAUCAUAUGCUGAACGUGGCCGGGGAGGAACAACCCCCCAUCGUCGUCCUUAGUGUUGUCGUUAUCGAAGCCGAGGGACUAGAGGCGAAGGAUGCCAAUGGAUUCAGCGAUCCGUAUUGCAUGUUGGGCAUCCAACCGAGAGCGGCCCCAUCAUCUCCCCAACCGUCAACCUCCAGUCGGACGCUUUCCGACGUCGGCUGCGGCUUAAGCAACGAUAAUCCCCUAUCGGUGAAUCAGGGAGCUGGCACGAGCGUCAGCGGCAACGAGAAGCUGCGGAAGCACCACAGCUUCAAGCUCAGCUUCAAAAGAAAAGAUGGCAGGGUCCGAGAACAAAGGGACAGUAUCGGCGGCGCACUGCCCGCGAAAUUCAUCCGAGCGACUUCAGUCAAACCGCACACCCUCAAUCCCAAGUGGAACGAGAAGUUCAGAUUUGAUAUUGAUGACAUAUCAACAGACUCGAUACAUUUGGAUAUAUGGGAUCAUGAUGACGAAAGUUCAGUACUGGAAGCUGUCAGCAAGUUGAAUGAGGUACGAGGAGUAAGAGGCCUAGGUAGAUUCUUCAAACAAGUAUGCCAAUCAGCAAGACAAAGUUCUCAGGACGAUUUUCUAGGAUGUGUAACGAUUCCAAUACAGGAUAUCCCUUCAACUGGCUUGGAAGGUUGGUUCAGACUGGAGGCCCGCUCCCAACGCAGUUCCGUCCAGGGCCGUAUCAAGUUAAAACUGUGGCUCUCCACCAGAGAACCACGCGGCUCAAACGAAGAUGACAAUUGGACAGAAGUUACGCAGCACGAAAACUUGACCGUCGUUUUUAUAAACUACGAACUAAAAAACUGGGGUAGAGAAUCGUGGCUUUGGGGUGGAGAUUUACCAGGAUUGGCUUUGACUAUUUUACAUCAGCAUGCUGUACAAGGUGAUUUAAACGAUCUGCAAAUAGCAAUGUCGAGGUUUGCUGCUGCCUCCAGAGUGUAUAUGAAGCAUCCGCUAGAUCCAAGAUGGAUGCUGCAAUUAAUGAUGAAUAUUGAGACACAUUGGCCACAUUAUUCAUUGAACAAGGAAGAAGAAAUGUGGUUGGCUGAGCGAUUUACCUCGAUGCAAGAGAGAUGGCUGCAGCAAAUAAGACACCAUCGUCAAUUAUUCCCUGCUCUACAUUCGGCUUCUUUAACAAGACUGGAGCAUCUUCUAAGAUGUUUAGCUUAUAUGUCGAAUAUGAAAGCUUUUUGGAAGGUCUGUCCGUUCAACAAAGAAAUCCGGGGUGACAUUGUAGCUUCGCUCAGAAAAGGCACUCCUGAAUGGUUCAGGUCCUUAAAGUUUUCUGUGAUCGCUUCGGACGAAUACGAUCCUACGUUUGUGGACUUCUGUGCCGAGCUCUACAUCCAACUGAGACAAGCUUUGUCCCAUUAUCACCCGAUCUUCGAAGGAACGAACGGCAUACCGUAUUUCAGCGUAGUUUUUAAGCAGAUGGACAGUCUCAUAGCUGAAGAAGUCGUGGCGUUUCUACACCAGAACGAGCAUCCCGACACUGCUUAUAAUCGGCUGAUUUUCUCCGUAUAUCUGGAAGUGAAGGAUUUGGCCUCUUUCAGUCAACAUCUUCCUGUGGGAGGUGACCACAAGCUACUCUUGACGCACUGUCAUGAUUGGUUCGAGCCAGCAGUUAGCUGCUGGCUUACUUCUUGCCGAGGAAGGGCUUUACAGAGGGUCCGAACGUCGGUCAUGAUCCAGAAAAUUUGCGACGGAGAGAAAUUCGUUCGACACAGUUCAUCGUCUGUGGACAUCGUAACAAUGUUUUGUCAAUUAAGGGAAUUUUGGCGUUACCUACAGUGGCCUAAAGCACAGUCAAUACUUUUAGUAUCCCAAUUGUUGGACUGCAUUUGCUCCGCGGCCUUACUUUACGCCGAUACCAUUUACCAAGGACUGAUGGAGACUGGAUAUUUUGAUAAACUGGGACCUUUUAGAAUUAGCGACGAAUUGUGCAUAUCUGUGAAUAAUCUCGAAUACGUUUAUCACUUCGUUUCGUUGUUAGAAAACUACUUCGAUUUUCUUACUCUACAAUCGUUAUCGACAGAGACGCAGUUUUCUCCUUUAACCACCCAACUAAGCAGCACUUUGAGCCAAUUUCAAGUGAGAAUACGGGAUAUCAUUAGGAGAGCUGGUCUGCAAAUGCAAGAGACUCUAAGAAAGGCAAUGUUCCAUGUGGCUUGGUCACCGGAUACUCUACCAACAGAUCAAGCCGUCGAACCAUUGUUCGACUUCCUUAGAGGACAUUUGAUAGCACUGAACGUAGCUUUAUUAGCGCAGAAUUUUCAAAAAAUUCUUCAAGAGAUCUGGGACUUCACACUUGUUGAAUUUAACCACCAAAUGGAGAGCGGGGUCAACAGCGACGAACUCCCCGCCAUGUUUCACGAGAGGCUUCACGCUGCCUUGGAGCUCAUCGUAGAGUUCUUCCAUGCGGAUGGUCAAGGCAUCAGCAUGGACCUUAUACGAUCUCCAUUUUACCAGCAGGUUGAAGAGAAACUGCAGUAUCAUAGAACCGACACAGAGACUUUAAUAGAAAUGUUCUACAGUCAACGACUACAAGAACAGAUCACCAUACAGACCAGUCCGUAUGGCACUCUGGCAGUGAGAGCAUAUUUCAAUCACGAUUCGCUGUGCGUUGAGGUGCUACACGCCAGAGACAUCAUCCCCCUCGACCCCAAUGGCUACAGUGACCCCUUCGUCAUUAUAGAACUGUUGCCGCACAGAAUGUUUCCGCUCUGCAGCACUCAACAGACCAACGUCCAUAAAAAGACGCUUAACCCCAAUUUUGACGAAUGUUUCGAGUUUAGUGUAUCUUUAGAACAAUGCCGGCGUCCUGAUACCAUGAUUGGUUUCACAGUGAUGGAUCAUGAUGUUAUAACUGCCAAUGAUUUCGCCGGAGAGGCAUUUUUAGCCUUAGGUAAUAUACCAGGAGUAGCGGACAUCGGGACUGGUGUGGAAAAUUUCCAUGGACUGAAACCCGUCGAACUGAUUUUAAUGCAACAACACCAAAGAAAUCAUCCAAUUUUGCAAAUAUUGGAAUACAGAUCCGGCGACAAAGUAGCUGCAGAAUUCGUCAAGAAACAGAAGCAGCGAUUCGCCGUCAAAUAAACAACUAUUUCAUAUCUACAACUAUCCUAAUAAAUGUGAUGAAUGUGUAUUUCCCAGCACUGAAAUAAAUGUAUAUGUCUAUAUAAAUCUAAUUGUAUAAAAAUAUAAGUAUUUACAUACGUAAGUCGAGAAAUGUUUUCGAUGAGAUAUAGAUGUACACAAAGAAAUCAAAAAUAAAACUUUAAAUCGCACUUAUCCAAAAAAUUAACGCAACACCUUAAAAAUUGGCCAUUUUUGAUGUCUUUAGUUUCCUAAACCUGUUGUCCGAUUUAAGUGAUUUUUUUAACAUGUCAUAGCCUUAUUCUUUAACAAUAUCGCUGUAAUAAUAUUGUUGCUAGGCAGGACAUUGUCAUUGUAUACCGGGUGUACCAAUCAAACUGUGUUUUUUUCUAAAAGUUCACUACACCCUGUGGAAUAUUUAUAAAAUACUGACAUUAAAACCCAACUAUAGCCUCGUGUUUUCUUAAAAUUCUAUUUUUUGAUUCAUUCGCUUAUGUUGGAUAAUAAAGAAGGUAGGUACUUUAACAACUAGCCUUGUUUUUCGUCAAUGCAGGGUGGUUUUAAGUAAGUAGGCAAACUUUAAGGGGUAAUUCUGCAUGAAAAAAUAAUGACAGUUUGCUUUAUAUACGUAUAUCCGGAAAUGCUUCGUUUCCGAGGUAGGGGGUGUUAAAAUUUUUCUUAUCAACUGACGAUUUAUUUAUUGCUUUAAAACCGCUUAACAUAUGCAACUGAAAUUUGGUUUGGUUUAAGAGGUAGUCAUUGUGCAUUUUUUGACAUACAGGUAGGAAUUUUGUGUUCAUCAUUGGCGCACAUAAGGGUCAAAUUACCCGUAUGCACGUCAGUGGUGAAUAUUAAAUUCCUAAUUGUAUCUCUAUAAAUAACUACCUCUUAUAAAACACCAAAUUCAAUUAUAACCGGCAUAUCUUAACCGAUUUUACAGCAAUAAAUAAAUCGACAGUUUGUAAGAAAAAUUUCAAUACCCCCUAUCUCGGAUAUGAAGCAUUUGCGGACAUACGUUUAUAAAGCAAACUAUCAUUAUUUUUUCAUGCAGAAUUACCCCUUAAAGAUUGCUAUACUUAUUUAAAAACACCCUGUAUUGAUGAAAAACAGGGCUAGUUGUAAAAGUACCUACCUACAUUUUUUAAUAUGCAACACAAGCAAAUGAAUCAAAAAACAGAAUGUUAAGAAAACAUGACGCUUAUACGAUGACAAUUUACGUUUCUAGGAACAAUAUUAUUACAGCGAUAUUGUUAAUGAAUAAGGCUAUAACAUGUUAAAAAAUCCCUUAAAUGGACAACAGGUUUAGGAAAUUCGAGACAUCAAAGUGACCCAUUGUUGGUGCGUUAAUUUCUUGGAAAAGUGUAUUAAUAAAUAAAUGCUAAGAUGGGUAAAACGCUAAAACUUUCUUUUAUAUUUUAGCUCCACUAGAGAUGUACUUUUUUAAUUAAAAGAUGAAACAGAGAAGAUAAAAUUAAUAAAAUGUUUUGCUAUAGUCGAAACUGUUUCAAAUUCUCAAAAAAAUGUAUUUUUGAUUGAUUUAAAUGUUGCAAUGCUUUGAAACUAUGGCUUUUAAACUUUAAAAAUUCACAAUAGAGUAUUGUAUUGUAUAUUUUUGACCUUCAAAAUAGUAUUGAAAUUAUUAUAAUGAAACGAUGUAAACAAAAACGUUCUAAGUUCAUGGUUUUUAGAUUUUUAACAUUUUGAUGGAUCAUACUUACAGAUAUGCAACUGGAAAAUGCAAGCAAGGGACAGAACAGAAUGGCGUAGAAAGCUUGAGAAGGUCGAGGUCCUCUAAGGGCUGGAGCACCAAGAUGAUGAUGAUACUUACAGAUAUAUUGUUUUGCAGUAAGAAACGUCAAAUAAUAUAUCGAAACGUGUCAAAAACACUCCCAAAUUCUUUGGUAUUUAUUUAAAUGGCUAAUACAGAUUUUAUACACUAUUUUGUGUAUUUCAACUAUUUUGCAAAAAUGGUUUUCAUAACUUAGAACUUUUUUUUACAACGAUUCAAAGAAUAUUAUAAAAACACAAUGUAGCACUGUAUUGUAUAUUUUUACGCUCAACGGUAUUGAAAGAAUUAAAACUGUUUAUGUACCUGCAUAUAUAAAAUCAAAAUAUUAUAAAUAACAUUUAAACCUAAUAAAAUACUUAACGAGAAAAAAUAUAUUUUGUAAAUAAAACAACCAUCGAAAACAUUUCCGGAAAUACGUAACAAAUAAUUGAAUCUUUAGUCUAACAGAUUAGUAGAAAUUUUUUUAUUUGAAUUAUAUAUGAAUCAAACACUACAUUGUAUUUUAAGCGUAAGAAAAUCAUAACAAAUAAGUUGUAGAAUACUAUUUAGAGUUUUUUAUUAAUAUAAAAAAUAACUGCCAAUCUCUUAAAAAAAAUCACCUCUGUGUAGUAAAAGCGAAGGAGUUGUUAAUUUUACCAAAUUUUUAGGAGAUUAUUAAAACCCAAAGUAGGUAGAAUUGAAAAGUAUGCCAAAAAGGACGAAACAGUUUUAUACUGUUCCUUUGACGAUGUGUAGUCAUCUCAAUUUCUUGAAAGCUGAUAGAGAUCAUAUUUUAAGACAGAGAAGGUGCAUUUGUUUUUUUAUUCUUUCUGCUUCUCUAGGUGCCGUCUCCGCUUCGAAGGUUGGCAAUCAUCAGAACGAUUUUUACUUUUGAGACCACGGCUCUAGUUGUUUUUUGGAUUUGUGCCCAUUGUAUUCAUAUUUUUUUUAGUUAUUUUUAGAGGGUUUCUUUAUCAUAUCAUGUUCUAAUUCUGUUCUGAUCUUUCGAUGGAUGUUCAUUUGCUUCUUUUCCAUAUCCUAAUAUUUUCGGGGUAUAUAAAUUUAAAUCUGCUGUUACUUAUGUAGGCGGUUUGCCCUUUUCCUCUUGCUCCUAGAAUAAAAUAAAUGCAAACAUCUUUCCCCUGCACCUGAAGAAGAUACCAACAAAGGUAGCGAGACAAUGAGAUGGUGUGAUACGUGUUUUUAACAAAUAACAUACUGUACAAAUAACAUAAUUUAUAGAAUAUUGUCUGUGGCAUAAAACUUUGAAGGAAUUAAUGACAACUAAAGCCACUGGCGUCAGAUUAUUUCGUCAAAUUUAGUGUACAAAAGAUUUAUUUCUACUAAUUUGUUAGAACAAAACUUAUAACUGUGUAUAUAUGUAUUUCUACCUGCACAUCUAGACCUUACUUUGAACAAACAUUACGAAUUUUUUUAAAAACUUUCUAUAUAAUCGACUGUAUAGUCCCUAAGACCUUACGACUGCAACAAAAAUAUCAAAUCAAAUAUUUUCAUCGUUUACCAAGUACUCUCUCAGAUAUAUAUAUGCCGAAUUUAAACGAGCCUGUCAAUUUUUUCAAAGUAAGGGGUCCACCAAAUACAGGGAUUUUCUUGCCAAAUCCGCAUCAUGUUAUCAAUCGGCUUCCUCGACGUUUUCAAACAUUUCUUUUAUUCAAACAGAAGUGAAAAAUGACGACGUCAUCAGUUGUAUAGUAAUGAAAGUUAAAAAAUAGUAUAUAUUACCGCAAAAGAACAAUUAUUAUUAUUUUCCUUUCCAAUAACGUAUGUAAUCUGUACAAUCUUCGUACUAAAAAUAUAUCAAGUUUGUACUAUGAUGCUAUAAAUAAUGUUGCUGAUCACGUGAAUCGGAAUUGGUAGGAAUAAUAUAUUGUAUUUAAAAGAAAUACACAGCUGUUGCGACAAAUUGAAAAUAUUUUAUUAGAUAAAAUAUAUUAAAAAAUAUAAUUGAUAUAUCUAUAUAUAAUACGGAACGAUAUAUUUUGAAUGAUUGGGCUUUAUUGAAUGUGGGGACCCCUCAGUAAUAAUUAUAAAAUUUUUGUCUGCUAUUUGGUCACUGCUUUAUCGUUUAAAGUAUAACGAAACCAUUACGAAACGAAGCGUUUGUUAGCGUAAACACCGGAAUUGUAUGCAGCAGGUAAUACAGCAGGAUGAGUAUUCAUGUGUAUUACGUGUUAUCUAACAUAAUAGUGUGCAACUUGGAAUAUAAAAUAAACUACAUAUUUUAUAUUCCAAGUUGCACACUAUUAUGUUAGAUAACUCCUUACUUAACAGUAAAGAUUUGCUAAUACUAAGUUUAGUAAGUGUACCUAAUAAUUAAGUUAAUUAACACUAAUGCCUUACAGGUUUGCGUAUUAAAAUCCAUAUUAACUUCCAUGCAGGCGACGUAAAAGAUAAGUUGCAUUAAAUCGUAUAAGUAAAGAGAUAAGUUUGAUAAGAAAUUAACAAAUAAGUAAAUUUACAAUUCAUUCUCUCAUUCAUUCAUUCAUUCAUUCAUUAAGCAGUACAAUCCCUAGGUAUUAUAGUUAUUAACGCCAUAGUGUUCAAAAUCCUAUUCUUGGGAGAGGUGGAUUAUUCUUCUACGUCAUUUAGAGCUUGCUCUGUGUCUUUGGUGCUGUUUUGAUUAUUUUCUAUUUCUUCUUGUCCUUGCACUGAACUUUCCAGUUAUACUUCUCGACAUAUUUGAUUGUGGGCGUCUCUGCAUAUGUCCUAUUCAUUCUAAGUAAAGAGAUUUUAUGUAUUUUAUGACCUCUCUUUAAUUCUUCUUCAUUUUCGGCAUUUGUUUUCAUUCUUAUUUCUCCCUGUCUUGUUACAUUGUAGCUCAGUAUUGUUCUCAUUAUAUUUCUUUCAAAUUUCAGAAGGCUAUCUUCCUCUUUCUUGUUAAUCGUCGUUGUUUCCUGAGUGAUCGUAAUCCCACAGCAGGUCUUAUUGAGGUCUUUAUAGGUUCAUCUUUGUUCUCUUACUUGUCUUACUUCUCAGCAGAUUUCUAUUCAUUCCAUAUGUUUUUUUGCCUUUUAGAAUUCUUUCCUCUGUUCUCUCUUGUCCGUUUUUCGCUAUUGUUACUCCUAAGUAGUUAAAGUUGGAUACAGUUUCAAAUUUAUGGUCCUGUGUUAUUAGAUAUUUCUGAGUUGUUGUGUCGUCCUUCCCUAUCGUCAUGUAUUUUGUUUUUUUGCUGGCUUAACUCUAGCCCUGUUCUCUUCGCUUCCUUAUCUAAGUCUUCAAUUGCUUUUAUAACUUCAUCUUCGCUAUGAUUACUGUAUCAUUUGCAUAUUCUACUAGUUGAAGUUGAUCUGUAAUUUUAAAUUUACAAUAGAUAUUUUAAAAAUAUUUGCAAUUAGUUAGUUUUUGAAUUAUAAACUGUGCAUAAGCUACAUACCUACUUUGAAACGAAUAUAAAAGUGAUCCUACCUAUUUCAUUCUUCUUUCAAGUAUCAUGUCUUUGUAGAACAUUUUAAACCAAUUUACUUUGUCUACUGCUUCCAUACCAUAUAUUGUUGAGCGCCUAGGUUCUUGUUAUACCUUGUCCACGUUUGCCUUCAAUUGUCCACCUUUGAUUAUUAACAGUAAUAGAUUUAUUUAGCAUUUCUCACACAAGUACUUUAAUUCUCUGGUUUUAAUGAUGUAAAGAAUACUAUUGUCAAUGGAAUUAACGUUUAUUACAGUGUAAAUUGUUUAAAUUAAAAAUUCUAUGUAGUUCUAUAUGGUUAUAUCAACCAAAUUAAAAAUAAUAUAAUGCAAUCAUCAAUAGGUAUCACUAGUACAUCCCUCAUCCAAUGUUUCAAUGAACAUACUAUAAAAAGUUAACUGCAGAGAAAUUGCAGACAUUUCGGAAUGAGGGUUUGACUGCUUUGUUAUCGGUGCCUAGUUUUCUUAAUUUCUUUUUAUCACAUUUUUAUUUAGUAUCAAUAAUUUACAUUUUGAUAUUUAUCUUCUUAACCCAUUCGCUGCCGAUCGAGGAGGAUGUAACUUGCCUUGGAGCCAGUUUGUUGAACGGCACCUAACUGAAGUAACCGUAUCACUCGCUGGCGCGUGAACGGAGUAAUUAUACUUUAAAUGAUAAAGCACCAUUUUUUACAUUAAAAACAAGAACAUGUUUGUUAGACAAUAUUUAUUCCUUGUAAUAUACCGCAACAUGAACACCCUAGAGCGAUAUUAUAAGUAUUUAUAGGCCUGGAUCCAGCGUACCAAAAAAAGUUGAUUAAUAGCAAGCUGAAAAUUUGUUAAUAGCUUAACGGUGUCCGGUUGAACAAACUUUGAUGGAGGGGAACACUGGAACAGGGGAAGUUUUAAUUGUGGAACAAAUUAUAAUAGAACUCCAUAAAUUACGGGGUAGUUACCCUGAGGAGAGGGUUGAUUUGGUAAAACAUUAUUUAUUCAUACUAUAUGUAUUGAUCACUUCUAAAUAUCUGUAACGAGUUGGUGGGCUUGAGGUCUAACUGUCUAAUAGUAAUCUGAAUCACGAAUGAUGAUUGAUAAAAGAAUAAUAAAAGAAUGAUCCGCGAUGCUUUGAUGUAACUAUAAAUAAACUAGAAAAGUGUUGAUGUUUUUAAUGCUGACACGGGCUGGCCGUGAAUUAAGAAUAAUAUUGAAUAGCUGACAAAGCGUUAUUGAAAACUAGGUGCGCUUGUGUUGAGUAAUCGGUGUCACCUAAUUAUUUAACAACAAACGUGAUGUUUGUUUUGUAAGACAUUUAAAAAUUAAAUGAAUAUGUUUUACUCUCAUUUUGGAUGCUGAUAAUCCUGUACAAAGUUACGGGUUUCGAACGUCAGACUACGAAAACGUGUCAUGUAUUUUGUCGAACAGAACUUCCAAUUGAUUUAUUUCCAUUUCAUUAAAUUCUCAUGCAAAAAUCAGACUGCUAUUUAUCGCCAACAUGAUUCCUGUCAUUUAACAUGGUCUAUGUGUUGGACUUAAAAAUUAAAAUGGCCAACAUAUUUGUAGGACAAACAUUUUUUCAUAUAUUAUAAAAAGUUUGCUAUUAAAUAAACUUAAAAACAACCUGUUAGUUUUCACAAUCAUAAACCUGUCAGGAUGACAAGUUCCACAAUUAAGAGGCAACAGUAGCGAUCAACAGGUAGCAACAAACGCGAUCCAAGAUUGCGGCUGUAAUUUUGAAUAGUUUGUUGAGAUAUUUGGCACACAUAUUUAUAAUAUAAUAAAAAAUGGCGGUACAGAGCCCAAUUUGGGAAAUAUGUUAGUAUGUGGAAAUUACUCAAAUUGGGCUCUGUGCCGCCAUUCUUUAUUAUAUUACGAAUAUGUGUGCCAAAUAUCUCGAAAAAAUAUUCAAAAUUACAGCCGCAAUCUUGGACCACGUUUGUUGCUACCUGUUAUUGAUCGCUACUGUUGCCUCUUAAAACCACGUUUCACAAUUAAAACUUCUGUUCCAGUGGUUCCAUACAUCAAAGUUUGUCUGACUAGACACCGUUAAAUUAUCAAUAAAUUUUCAGCUUGCUAAAUAAACUCUUUUUUGGUACGCGGGAUCCAGACCUAUUAUUUUAAUUUUUGCUACUGCAACGUUUGUGCAUUUCUUCCUAGCUUUUAUUACGAUAAUGAUGUUGAUUCGUUAUUGUAAAGCCUGUAAUAUAAACAAUCUGUAAUUACCAAAUUCCUACACUUUUCUACAAAAAAGACGGAAUUAGAAACUUUAUGGAGUAUUAUAUGUUUGCCUAUUGUAUUUACAUUACUUAUAUGAGUAGUUUUUUACAUAAUCCAGUCACACAAGAUAUUUGAUAGUUAAUUUUUUUUAAAACGUAGAUUUUCUACAAAAAAUUUUAUAUCCUAAUUUGUUCAUGGGCUAUAUAUAGUAAGCCUUUAUUUUGUCCAUGGUCUGUAUAGUCAAAUUUUAAAAGCAUUAAAAAGAGUAAACUGUAACAUUUUUGUACAUAAAAAGGCUGCUCUUUCUUCCUUUGUGCUCAAAAUUUUUCUAUGACUUACGGUUCGUGAGAAAAAAAUUCGUUCAGAUUUGAAAAUUUUGUAAGAUUAAAAAAUUCUUAUUUUGUCCAAUUUGAGUCCAAAUCCGUAAUUUUUUCAUGAACUGUAGCCUCCCCGCAAUUGCUUUUCUCGUGAUGAAUCGUAUAAACUCUCAAAAACGUUUUUUUUUUUCUACAAUUUUCUAUAAAAAAUUAUAUACAAUAAUUUUUUCAUGGGCUGCCUUUGAUUUUUUGAUGUUGUAUUUUGGUAGAGUUGUAAAAACAUUAAAAAAAGAAAAUUGUAACACUUUUCUUACAUAAAAAUGGCUGCUCGUUUUUCCUCCGUGCUCAGAAUUUUUCCAAGACUUAGUUCGUGAGAAAAAAAUUUAUAAAGGUUUGAAAAUUUUGUGAAAUUAAAAAAUUCCUAUUUUGUCCAAUUUGAGUCCAAGUUUGUCAUUUUUUCAUAAACUGUAGCCUCCCCGCAAUUGCUUUUCUCGUUAUGAAUCGUAUAAACUCACAAAAACGUAAAUUGUCUAAAAAAAAAUUGCGUACCCUAAUUUUUCAUGGGCUAUAGCCUUUGAUUUUGUGCUGCUGUAUUUUGGUUAAAUUUUAAAGGGGUAAAAAGAAUAAUAAACUGUUGCCCUUUCCUUAAAACAUAAAAAGGCUGCUCGUUCUUCCUCUGUGAUCAGAAUUUUUCUACGUCUUACGAUUCGUGAAAAAAAAUUCGGUUAGAAAUUUGGAAAUUUCGUAAAAUUCAUAUUUGGUCCAAUUUGAGUCCAAGUCCCCCAUUUUUUGAUGAACUGUAUGUAGCCUCUCCGCAAAUGCUUUUCCGUUGAUGAAUUGUAUAAACUAUACAAUAAUUUUCUAAAAAAUUAUUUGAAUUUUUGCUGUAUUUUACCAAAUCUCGAUAAUAUUAGAAAUGUUAAAUUCUCACUUGAAAAUAUUUUAAUGAACUGUAGCCUUAAGAUGCCUUAAGAAUUUUAGUUUUUUAAAUAGUUUUUGAAUAUGUACUAAUAUUAUGUAAAUUGGCGUCUUAAAAAUUUUAACAGAAAAUUCAUUAAAUAAUUAUUAGAAUGUUAAGCCAAUACUUGAUUUAAAAUAUUCGUGUGAUUGGAUAUAGUAUAUAAAUUGCUAAAUAUGGUUGAUUGUGUGUUUUGUAUUGGGCAGUUUUACAAUUGAUGCAUUUUUCUGCUUCAUUUGCGCUUGAGCAACAUUUUAGUGUAUACUGUUAUUUCGGGAUAGUCCAGAACAGGAACAAUCAAAACAAUCGAGACUAUCGUCGCUUAAGAUGCAAAAGCUCGUAACUCAUAAAUAGGUUUUUGUGCAGGAGAGUAAAAGAACAUUCUCUCUUCUUCUUUUGCCCUUUUAUUCGUCCAAUUUUGAACAUAGGCUUCCCCCAGUUUCCUCCAUUCGCUUCUGUUUCCAGUGUGUUUCUCCUAUCUUUCUAAUGUCUUCUCCCCAUCUCAUCUGGAGCCGUCCGUCCUCUUGGUCUCUUUCCUGUCCAUGGUCUCCAUUGUUGUAUCGUAGUAUUUCACCUAUUGUCCGUUUGUCUAGCGUUAUGACCUGCGAAGCUCCAUUUUAGCCUGGCUAUAUCCUGCGUCUUUGACUUGUGUUUUAUUUCUUACCCAGUUGUUUUGCUUUUUGUCUGUCAAUUUUACUCCAAAAAUUGCUCUCUCCAUGGCUCUUUGUGUCUUCAUUAUUUUAUCCAUGUUUGCUUUGGUCAAGGUCCAUGUUUGGCAUGCGUAUGUUAGAAUUGGGAGUAUGCACUGGUCAAACACUCUUGUUAAGUUUUGUUUUACUUUUUUAUUCCUUAAGACCCAUUUUAAUUUCCCAAAUCCUGCCCAGGCUAAUCUGACCCUUCUUUUUACCUCCGCUGUUUGGUUUUUCUUAUUUAUUUUUAUUAUCUGUCCCAAAUAUAUAUAAUCAUUAAUCGCUUCUAUUGUGGUUUCGUUUAGUAUUACUUUUCUACUAUCUUGUGUGUUUGUCAUGUUUUUGUUUUGGUAAAAUUCAUUUUUAGACCUAUUUGUUCGGAUUCAUUUGCUACUUCGGUUAGCAUGGUUUGUAGUUCUUCAAAAAUUUGAUGCUUGAUUACUACAUCGUCUGCAUAUCUUAGGUGGUUUAGUUUCUUUCCAUUCAUGUUUAUUCCCAUGUUUGUCCAUUCCAUUGUUUUGAAAAGUGCGAAAAGUGAAAAAUGCGAAAGUCGUUAGAUCUAAAUGGAGAGUUCUUGAUGUAAUAUCAAGGUAUUAUUAACACAUUAUAUUAAAUCAAUAGUCACUAUUUAGAUUUGGCGAUAUUCUCAUGCACUGGAUGUUUUUUUUUUGUUCUUCUGUGGAAAAACUUAUUUGUGGGUUGCGAGCUUUUGCAUCUUAAGCGACGUUAUAAGAGUUUAAUAUAUAGAUAGAUAACAAACUUGUUUAUGUUUUUAUGAUAGAAAUGCAUAAUUUUUUGCCAUUAUUUGCGAUACCAUAAUUAUCAAUUUCUAAUAUAUCUGAUAGUUCUAAUACACUUAUAAAAUAUUGCUCAAUUUGCAGAUAUUCAAACAGUAAAAUAUCAUUUUUUGAUACAUAAUUUACUGUAUGUCGACUGAAAUACUUUAUUAGCUUACCCAGGUCUAAGCCUAGUUCAACAUUUACAUGAAUAGUUCAGUGCAUUUAAUGAUUAUAAUGAUGAAAUGAUUUAUUGAAGUAUUUAAACUAUACGCACAUCAGUUAUGAGCAGAGCAGUUUCUACUGUACUCAUUCACAAGAAGUAAGAAAGCCUGAAGCUUCUUCAGCUUUCGACAUUGAUCAAAAUCGUAAAUCAAAAACUGUGAUAAUUUAACUUUUAAUAAUUAAUUUGAGAAAAUUGUUUAUACACUGCAAGACCUGUAAUAAGCUGUCUACAUUUGGCGCAUCUCAAUGACUACUGUAAGUUAGCCGAGUUUGAUUUGUAAAGAUCAAAUAUAAUAUUUUGAUUUUAGUUAAACUUUUUAAUAAUUUUACCUUUUUGAACGAACUGUAAAACAUGCUACAUUUACAAAUCUUUUUAGGUCAUUUUUAUUCUCAAGUCUUCUGUAUAUGAAUUUUGUUCAUUAACUUCUGUGUUUGCCUGGAUUUAAAGAUUCUUGCUCUGAACUAUCUAGUACGUGGAGUAUAGGCUUUCACGGCCGGUGUCUCAUAAUGAUACGUUGUUUUCCGGGCUUAUAUGCCGCGAUGUAAAAUUAUUUUUUCAUCUUAAAGUUUCUCAAGAGCCUAAGGUAAAGAUUAUUGAAGACAAUGCGGCAACAAUUAAGUCCGGAAACGUGUCUAAAUGAUUCAGUACAUAUUUAAAGAUUAUUUAUAUUCUGUAGGAUACUCUAGAAGAUCUGUAUAUGAAAAUUAUGGCAAUCAUUCUCUAAAAUAUGUGUAAGAUGUAGUUUUAGCUUUUACAUUUCUUCUCAGAAUUAUCCUAAGUGUACCAAAUAACUCAAUCCGUGCUGUUGCUUGCGGUUUUUCCUACUUUUUUUUGAAUAAUUGUUUAUUCUAUCGAGCUUAAUGUACUGUAUGUCAAUUCAAAUAAACAACAAGAGAUUUCUCAUAGGCUGGAUCAAAUUUUAGAGUUUUAAAUGACUGUCUGAAUGCAAAUCAUAUAAAAUGUAUCCUGUUAAUAUUUAGUUUCAGCGUUUUAUUUCUAUUAUCAGUGCGAUUUUAGUUUCUUAUUUGCUACCAGUUUUCUAUUAUGUGUCCAUAUUCCUUGGCCUUUCGUGCUUAUUAAUAUUAAUUAAUUAUAUAAGUACUUUACUGUACUGUACCGUACCGUUUUUUUUUUAAUAAAUUGUAAAAUAUAGGUAAAAUGGAAUAGAUAUAAUUGGGAACAUUUAUCUGAUUUACGUUUAAAUUUGUUAUUUUUAUGCGAUUUUGGUAUGGUUUUUUUAUAAGGUGGUCUAUUAAUAAUAAUGGAAUAUGUAUUUCGUUAUUUCUCUGUAUUUAUUUCGUUACGCCAAAUGCAGCGAUAUUGACUAGUAGAUAUUUGCAUAAUACAUAUAUAAGUAUAAGAUUUUUAGUUUUAAAUAUUUGUUUUUUAAUUUUUCUAUCCAUCAAUCAAUGUAAAUUGCUUAUUUUAAAUAGUUUGCUUUUUGUUAAAAAAUAGUAACCAUGUUUUUUCUAAAACUAGAAAAAUGGAACAUCAUGGAAAUGGAUAAUCUUUGUGUGCUUGGUAUAAUUUUCUGUUGUCAUUUUGUUAAUACACCACACUCUAUAAAAAUAAAAUUUGAUUUAGUCAAUACUAUAAUGGAUGUGAUAAAUCGAUAUUCUUAUUGUCUCCCCUGCAAUAAAAAAACUACAAAAUCAAAAAAUUGUUUUAUUUUUAAUUUUUAAAACCUUCUAUUAACACCUCUGAGGCAGCCCCUGAAGUAGUUCAUAGGCCUGCCGCAGUGGCGCUAGAAUCGAAUUUAAGAGCUCCCUCUAUAGGAGAAUUGCUGAACUACGUAGUUUGGAGACCAGCCGCAAUGGCGCUAAUGUCGAGUUUAAUAGCGCCCUCUGUAGGAAAAUUGUUGAACUACGUAGUUCAGCGUUUCUCCUAAAGAGGGCGCUAAAAGUGUCUACACUGACACUGGGGCCAAAAACCCUGAAAAGUUUCAUGAAUUUUAGAAGUUUAUUAUGAAUAAAACAUUUUUUCUAAUUUUAAAAUAUUAUCAAAUACAAAUCUAGAAAGUUACAUUUCCCAUUAGUAGUUACUAAAACUCAUACAAUUUGUUAUGGACGGCUGUAAUUAUUAUAAAUAUUAUAUAAACAACUAAUUACAUUUUAUUUAACAUAUAAUUAUUAAUAGAUAGAAAAUGAGUAAUAACUUAUUAUUUAGAAUAUUAGGUAUUACGUACGAUAGAAUAGCAUACAAUUAUAUGAAUCCUCCCGAAUUUUUUGGAUUUAUGUGCUGAUGUAAAGUAAAAUGAGAAUAUAAAUUUAUAUAAUUUACUACUUUUAUUAUUAGGCUUAAUUUAUUACUUUUCGAUUUCGAAAGUAAUUUACUAUUUUAGUUGGGAAUAAGCCACAAUAUUAUUUUUUCAAAAGAAACAAUUUCAAAGUAAAAUGGUGGCUUAUUCCCAACUGAAAUAGUACCUAAAUUAAUGAAUUAAACAAAUAAAAAGUUUUUUUACAAAAUUUGUUUAAUUUAUUAGUGUUUUUCACUUUGAGAACGACUUCCGAAGUGGAAGUUGAAACGUCAACAUUAUUAUAGUAAAAUUCUGGCUUAUUCCCAAUAAAUAUUUUGUUUUAAAUUUUAAUAAUGGGCUUAUAAAAUUACUAAAACAAGAAUUAAAAAAAAGAUAACCUUCUCCCGUUUUUGCUAGGUGCGUUUAAGGUCCAUGCUUCUUCUAAAGAGAAGAUGUUAAAAUUGUACAGUGAAGAAGUUGGAAAAGAUAUGAUGAAAGUGAAUGCAGAGGAAAAAGAAAAUGUAUGCUUUUGUAAAAACUAUAGAAGGCCUCCGAAAGGACUAAAUCGAGACUUAACAAAAACUGCAGUUGGUGAAAACAGAACGGGACAUGUUGCAAAUCAAAGAGGCUCAAAUAAACCAAAAUAUUCAAGAUUUGAGAGAAUCUUCUCCCGAUGUUCGUGACUCAAUUAGAAACAGUGUUACAUCGUCGAGUUCAAUUUGUACAAAUAAGAACCUAAUCGAAACCAUGCAAAUGGUCCAAAGAGGAAAGAGUAUUAGUACCUCUGUGCUGCCAAGACAGAACAGAGAAGUGGAAAGAAAGACGAAAUUGUUGCUUCGGACGGUAGCUGAAAUACAAGAAACGGGUACCAUCUAGAGGAAAACGACACAGAGGAUGUUCCGAGCAUGUCAAUGGAAGAUGAAGAUAAUGAUUUCAAUAAUAAAUAUGUAGCCGUUUUAAAAGUCGAACAUUGUGUGAUAGGUGACAGCGAAAGAUAAUCGAAUAUUAGACUUUCUUAGUUAGCUUCUAGAAAUUUGCCCUGUGCCUACAAAUUUAAAUUCUUCAUGUCGAGCUGAAAUACAAUUUGCAAUUUAAGGAAAACAAUUUGAAGGUUUGUAACAUUGGUCUCGCCAAAAGAAAGACUUCGGAACAA